GCACGCGUGCACUACAGCAGCGUAUUAGUAUCUCGCCGGGCCAGCUUGUCAUGGCCAAUUGGUCGGUGAUGGAUCGCGAGUGGCCAUUUAACCAGUUCGAUCCCUACCAAUUCCCCUGCGACCAGUACUACCAGGAGAACCAGCAAGCGCCCCCAUGCAACCCGCCGGCUCAACCGCCUCUACCAACAAUGCCGCCGCCGCCGGCGCAGACUUUCCAGGCUCCUUCGCCGGCUCUUGCUGCCCUGCUGCACCAAGACCAGCCUUCCACUUCCAGAGGCCUCCCGUACCCUAACAUGCCACCACCACCGCUGCCUCGGGGAGACAACCCACGCGAAAUCCGCAAUAAAGCCGAGAAGCAACGGCGAGACAAGCUUAAUCAGUCCAUCGGGGAGUUGGCUUCCAUGGUGCCACCCGUCGUGGCCGCCAGCAGGAAAAUCGACAAGACCGGCGUCCUGCGUUUGACUGCACACUACUUACGAGCGCAUCAAUAUGUGUUUGGCGACUCGAUCGGGCACGAUGAACCGCAGUUCAGCGCUAUGUCUACGCGAGCGCUCCUCACGCUACUCAAUGGAUUCCUUCUCACCACCACGUACCGCGGUCUCAUCGUGGUUGUCUCGCAAAACGUUCAGAAAUAUUUGGGAUACUCAGAGCUCGACCUCUUGGGACAAAGUGUGUUUAACGUGAUCCACGAAGACGACCGCCAACUGAUGCGCGACCAGCUCAUGCCGAAGAAGCACAUGCUGGGGCCGAAUGGAGAACUACUGGUGCCAGAGGAGACGGAAGGCAAGAAGAAGGUGGCCGACGAGCUGGCUAACGAGAAAAGGAGGUUCAUCAUCAGAUUCAAGAAGCUAAGCCAGCGGUCGGAGCCGUGCCAGUAUGUGACGUGCCAUGUCGAGGGCUCGCUGCGCAAGUCGGACCGCGCAUGCCGCGGGUACAACCGCUGCUGCCAGAUGGUGCGACGCGCCCGCGCGCGCGGCGACAAUCCAUGCUCAAGCGGCAAUGAUAUCGUGUUUGUAGGUGUCGUGCGAGUGGCGACAGAGUCUUUCAUCAAGGAGAGUAACAUGGAGGCUCACCGCAUGGAGUACCGCACACGGCACUCCAUCGACGGACAGAUCAUUCAGACGGAACAGCGCAUCUCACUCGUCACUGGAUACAUGACGCACGAGGUCAAAGGAAUCAACGCCAUGAACUUCAUGCAUCGCGAUGACGUCCGAUGGGUGGUGAUUGCACUCAGAGAAAUGUACGACCAACACCGUCUGGUUGGCGAAUCGUGCUACCGUUUGAUGACCAAGAACGGCCAGUUCAUAUACAUGAAGACCAGGGGCCGUCUGGAAGUAGACCCCGCACAUUCGAGGGCCGUCACUAGCUUUGUGUGCACCAACACAGUCGUCGACGAACAUGAGGGAAAACAUUUGAUCAAAAUGAUGAAGAAGAAGUUUAUGCUGAUGGUCAAUAACAACGAGGAGCCGCCGGCGGAGGAGGAAACUAAGGAUGGCAGUGACCAAAGUCUGUCAGUAGAAGAUCCACGACAACUGGAAAAGGUGAUUUUGCACUUGGUGACCAACUUGCCGUCACCUCAAUCGGAGGAAGACCUCCGCGGUGAGUCGCCCGACCGCUCCGUGCCCGCUUCAGCUCGUCUCGCCAUCAUCCCGCCAAAGAAGGAGAGGAUCGUCAGUGCCAUAGAAAAGAUUUACAGUGUCAUCAAGACCUUCCCUAGCGAGAGCAACUCUCUGAAGCUCAAAGAACUGGACAGCGGCGACUCGGCGUCCGCGUCUAAUCAAGUCAUGACUUACCGCAACCCAUCAGCGUCCCACACGCCACAAAUGAACCCCGAACCGGCACCGCAAGUGGUUUUUACUCCUCCGAAAGAGCCUAAAUUGCCGAAUUUCAACGACGUUUACACGCGCCGUCACUCGGAGUCCACCGUGACGAUGCACGAUUUGAAUAAACUCCUGCCGCUCUCCGCUCUGCACAACAACGCGAUGUCAUUGGCGGAUAUGAGGGCUCACAACUUCACGUCGACGGCUACUUUGUCGGUGCAGACUGCCACCAACGAGCCGGGAGGGCAUACGUUCAAGUAUCGGCUCUUUGUGCGUCCUAACAACCCCGCCUUCCAGACGUCGGUGAUCGAUCGCUGCGUGCUCCUGCAGGGGCCGGCGCCCCUCGUCGCCGGGAACAAGCGCCCGAGGGAGUACACAGAUCUGGAUGCUCCCUACGCUCACACACAGCCAAAGAGGAGGUACAUUGAGGUGCAGAAAGAUGAGGACGCUCCCGUUGAUGCUCCGUUGUUGGACUCGUUGCUCGAUGAAGCUCUGAUUGCGUAUCCUCAAAUCGAGACGGUGAUUAAUUCGUUGGAGCAGAACAUUGAUCCAACAUUUCCUGAUUUACUGGUUUCUCAAGAAGUAGAAGAGAUUCUUCACGAAAUCGAAGAAGGCUCUGGCAACGACAAGACGGACACUUAAAUCAUUUUAGAAAUAUACGAGUAUAAAACGGUUCGAAUUUUAUUGGCACGUUUAAUCGUAUAAUCUCUUUAGAUACGUCGUGUCAUUUUUCAAUGGAUCUCUUUAAAAUGUUAAAUGUAAUCUUUCGGUACAGAACCAGUUUUACUUAUUAAUACUUAUCCAUGUUUAGUGUAGACCGAACAAUGUAACUUGUUUUAUUGGGUUUCAGUAGUGGAACUGUAUAAAUGUUAGAAUUGUAAGUAGGUAGGUACUAUCAUGAUAUUGGCAUUUUAGUACAACUUUUUGUUGUUGCUGAUUUUGUAUGAUUGAUCGGCGUUGGCUGAACUAGAUGUCAAUUUUAAAGCUCUAUAACUAACUUCACUUAUUUUAACAGUGUUUGAAUAACACCUCAGCAAACAACAUUAGUACCUAAUCUAGCUCAGCAUGCGAGAGUUUGUAUGCCAUGUAUGUUUCUUAAUGUUUUUGAUGUGUUAAGUUUUAAUUUUGAACCCUUUCUUUAACUAAUAUCUACACAUUUUAACCAUAAUGUCGCGACAAAUAAACUUGUCACAAUCGGAGAGUGGGUUGACUAAGUUAUCAAACGAAAACCUGUUGAUGUUAAUUAUUAAUUAGUUGAUGUUUUCUAUGUGUAUAAUUAUUUUUACUUUUCACUGUACAUACUACCAAGGAAGAGCAUCUUACAUUUUACGUUCGAGACAUACAGAAUCUUAAAUAUAAGUUUUUACAUAACGAUGUAUGUUAAUCAACUUAGUAAUUUAAGGUGACAAUGAUAAAUGUAUCAAUAUCAAUUGUUAUUUAAUUAGGGACAACUUCUUAGUAGAGUUGAUAUGUGUCCAGUAUAUUAAAUGUAUACCUAACUUAAGCUAACAAAUUAUUGACGUAACUUUUUAUGCCAAAGAAAUCAUCUAUCUACUAUGUACCAUUAACACCUACUUUGUUGGUGAAUUCAUUUCAGUACAAAAAAGUCACAGUACAAACUCUCUUUGACACAAAAUUGUAACAUCUUUAGUAGAUCUGGUCAGAGUAGAAUCAAAAUUCAACACUUAUUUAUGUAAUUUAUACAUAAGUUAUUCUCUAUACAAGCAUUGCAAGUAAAUAUUACUUGCAGUGGUUAUCUAUUCUGUAUCUUUAGGUAUAUUAUAGCGUAUAUUGGUGUAUAUUAAAUAAUUAUGUAUUUAAAGGAUGGUCUGCAAAAGGGUAAGGUAAUGUAGUUCUAAGUUCUCACAUAGUCAAGGCAUAUUCAUCAGCCUUAAAGAUAGUGUAGCUCCAUCAACGCAUCACUAUUGAUUGAUUAGAUGCUUGAACCAUUACCUUUGAUUGAUUUAUGAAUGUAUUGAGAGCUGUUGGUUAUAUCUGAAUAACAUACAUUUCUUUAUAUGUGUCAAGUUAGAAUAGAUUUUUGGACCCUUAUACCUGUAUCUUGAUAAUUUGAGUAUUUCAUAGUGCGAGAAUCGAGCUCAAGGUUUUGAAGUUAAUUUUUUUAGAAUUUCUUUAAUCGUGUAUCUCGUAAGACUGAGUAUUUUUAGCACUUGGGUUUUUAUAUGUUAAAUAUAUUUUAAGUAUUUUUACUUAGUUUUAAAAUUCAGCAUUUUGUAUAAUAACCUUGGCACUUUCAAAGAUUUUUGAGCCAAUAAUCGUACUGUAGUUCUACUUAUACAUACUCCCUUCUCUCUAGAAUACAUUGUAUUCAUGAUUACAUCGAUUCUGAUGCCAUUUUUAGUAACGAUUUAGCUUUAUUUGCCAUUGAUAGUUAUUUAAGUUAUCCACGGCCCGCUUGGUGGUUCGUGAACACCCGACACCAGUGGCGGGUUUGAAUCCUGCUGGGGACAAAUGUGUGAUGACCACGAGUAUUUGUACCCGGAGUUUGGUAUUUAUUUUCAGCUGUUUAAGUGUAUGUAUCCACUAUCUAGUCACCAUAGUACAAGCUCUGCUUAGCUAGGUGAUUGGUGUGAUGUUGGAACAAUUGUUUAAUUAUUUUCGUAAUCAUUUCGUGUAAGUUAAUCUUCAAUUGAAUACCGAAAUUCCCUAUAAUUUGUUUAUCAAUAGGGUACAUGUCACCACUAGUCCACUGACUUUAUUUUAAGAGCGAUCAAAACGGAGUAUAGGGGAGAGUUCGGUAUAUUGUACCGCCGGGUAAAUUGUACCACCCUCAUAUUUCGUAAAGUAUUUAUUGAAUGUCUGUAACUGCAACACUGAGCGAUACACAACUAAAUUCAUUGAAUAUCGGCCAUAUGGUUUUUGCCGUGACAAUUAUCACGUGUGUUUUAUUUUGAAAAGAUUUUUUUCAUUGUUUUCAAGUAACUUUUGAGAAUGCAUGUUUAGUUUGUAAUUUUGUUAAAUUAAAUCACACAGUGUUUCUAAUUUAUUAAUUAGAAGCGUAAAUUAGUGUGGAUUACAAUUAUUUGAAACAUUUUUCGGUAUUUAUAAGCUAUAUUUUUUACCGAUUUUUUAAAUGCACUAUCACCUAGUCGGUUAAAUUGUACCACAUCAAGUUGUAUGAAAAUUUUACCAAAGGAUUUUGAAAAAUGUUUAGUGAAUCAUAUUUUGAAGUUAUAAUAUCAUAGUUAUGUUUGACUAACAAUAAAUUAAAGCAAAAGACUGGCAAAGUAGAUUAGGUACAAGUGUGCGUUACGAUAAUUGGAAUUACAAAACUUGUACUCAAAAUUGUGAUAACGUGUAAAACAAUAUCAAUUGUCUAUGUUAUUAACUACUGUUCCUUUUCGUUACCUAAUUUGUUAAGAAUAUAUCGUAUAAUAUUUUGCCAUAGUUUUUUUAUAGGCUUGAAAUUUAUUGAAAUCCAAUUUAGCAACCCCGUGGUACAAAUUAUCGAACCGGUUGGCUAAAUUGGACCGAUGCUCUGAACUCGCAUUUUGUUGAUUUGUGCUAAAUAUACAACAAUCAUGUUGAUUAAUACCUAUGAAAUAGUAAGUUGAAUAAUUUAUCUUUUAGUAUAUACCAUGGACAUUAGCAAAAACAAAAGAAAACUAUGCGUAAAAUGGGAUUGAAAAAAACUGGUCCAAAUUACCGGACUCUCCCUUACUUAGUUAUUUUUUGUUAGUAAGUACUUUUAAAAUACGGCAUUCUGGCAGUACAGUGAUGUCAUUUACCCUAUUCCAUGAUUCAGCAUAGGAGGAACUUUACUAUGUAGAAAAAUAACCUGAUCUCGACCUAUGUCCAGCAUAUAUCAUAAACAUGCCUGCACAGUUAUAGUUUGAAUAAUUAUUAUCUUACGUAAUACGGGGUGGAGCAAGAGAAAUUAUCACUUUAUUUCUUACGGUUUCUUUAAAAUAAAUGACUUUUCGAAUGUAGAGUUGUAUAGCCUGACCAGGAACAUAAAAACCCUG
This is a messenger RNA of Ostrinia nubilalis (European corn borer), 5806 nucleotides long. It is a transcript of the gene BmMET2, whose product is annotated as circadian locomoter output cycles protein kaput-like. Gene Ontology annotation, molecular function: DNA-binding transcription factor activity, RNA polymerase II-specific; RNA polymerase II cis-regulatory region sequence-specific DNA binding; protein dimerization activity. The transcript is spliced from 10 exons. The record is from RefSeq and is a predicted model, not a curated record. Bases 51 to 2462 code for a protein of 803 amino acids. Gene Ontology annotation, cellular component: transcription regulator complex; aryl hydrocarbon receptor complex; nucleus. Gene Ontology annotation, biological process: regulation of transcription by RNA polymerase II. Lineage: Eukaryota; Metazoa; Arthropoda; Insecta; Lepidoptera; Crambidae.